Molecule: messenger RNA, 1492 nt
Organism: Lacerta agilis (Sand lizard)
Lineage: Eukaryota; Metazoa; Chordata; Lepidosauria; Squamata; Lacertidae
Gene: SACK1A
Product: family with sequence similarity 83 member A
Exons: 4
Coding region: 167-1492 (441 amino acids)
Biological process (GO): epidermal growth factor receptor signaling pathway
Source: RefSeq, a predicted model, not a curated record
AUGCUCUUGACAAAAGAGAGUUUGCAACACGGCACCUCCAGGUGUUGGAUGCGGGACCCUACGCAGCUGGCAAGUGGUGUGUUGUUGUUGUUUGCCUAAGCCAGUAACACGCCAGGCCAGACCGGAUCCAGCCCUCUGUUCGAGCGCAUGGGCCUGGUGAAGAACCAUGAAUCGAUCAAGACACAUGGGCAAGAUCCGGAGGCGGCUGGAGGACGUCAAAAACUGGUCCUUCCGGCUGGCGAAACUGGAUUUCAGUCACAACGAAAGUGUCCGGCUGGCCACGGACGCCCUCUUAGAUGGUGGGCUCCAGUCUUAUCUCAAGGCCUUGGACGAAGAAGGAGAAGUGGACUUCUUGUCCACCGUGGAAGCUCAGUACAUCAAGAGGAACGCGAGGGAGCCUUACUAUGCCAGCGACACACACCCUGAUGGCGAAACCGGGCCGAGGCAGAAUAAUGACGCCAGGUCCCUCCAGUCAGGAACGUACUUCCCUCUCGUCUCGGAGAGCAGCGAACCGGCACUUCUCCACACAUGGAGCGCUUCCGAGAAGCCCUACCUGAAGGAGAAGUCAAGCGCCACGGUGUAUUUCCAGACGGAUAAGAACAGCAAUAUCCGGGACCUCAUACGCCGCUGCAUCAACAAGACCACUCAGGUACUGGCUAUCCUGAUGGAUGUGUUCACUGAUGCCGAGAUAUUCUGCGACGUCUUGGAAGCCGCAAACAAGCGGAGGGUGUUUGUCUAUCUGCUGCUCGACCACAGCAACCUAAAGCUCUUCACUGAAAUGUGCGACAAGCUCCAUGUGUCCGAGGGUCACUUCAAGAAUAUUUCCGUGCGGAGCGUCACAGGGGAGGUUUACUGUGCCAAAUCGGGCCGAAAAUUCUCCGGGCAAAUCCAAGAAAAAUUCAUCAUCUCAGACUGGAGAUACGUUCUGUCUGGAUCGUACAGCUUCACGUGGUUGUGUGGCCAAGUCCACCGCAACUUCCUCUCCAAGUUCACGGGCCAAGUGGUGGAGCUGUUCGACGAGGAGUUCCGGCACCUCUACGCCCUAUCCAAGCCUGUGGCCGGGUUGAGGCCUCCGUCGCACACGUCCCUCUUCCUGCUCAACAAGAGCACAGCAGCCACCCAAGGCAGCCUCACCAACAGCAGCAACCAGGGCAGCCUCCGCACCCCCUCAGACCCCUUCAGCUGCCUGUCGAACCACAGCGGCUCGAGAAGCAGGCAAUCUCCCAAGGCUCCCAUCCGCAGCAGCCACCCGGCGUCGCCGUCGCCUCUCAGCAGGGUCCACUCUUUCCACGGUUACACCGCCUACAUGACCCCACCGCCCAACGGCAUCCAGGUCAACUACUACCACCGGCAGUACAUCAGCGACUCGCCGGCAGUCCUUUACAACAAAGUCAACAUCUACAGGCCUAUGAGGAUGAGGCAAGAGGAUGUCAAGAGGGCACAGAUGAACCCAGUCUGGAGGUGCCUUCACAACGCCAACCUGAUUGGAUGA